Rotaria sp. Silwood2 is the source of this 765-nucleotide messenger RNA. The record is from the annotation of a GenBank genome assembly. NCBI's taxonomy places the organism in Eukaryota, Metazoa, Rotifera, Eurotatoria, Philodinida, Philodinidae.
AUGACAGUCUAUCAUAAUAUUGUUCACUAUGAAGAAUGUAUUGUUCCUCUUCUACAACGUUUAUCAAAUGUUGAAUAUUUAACAUUAUUAUUAGCUAUUGAUGUAGCAAGAACUAGACUCAAUCAUUUUGUUGAUGGAUUUCAUUUAGAAAAAGACAUUGCUUCAUACAUGCCUAAUUUACACAUUGACACAAUUCGUCAAAGUUUUAUGAAACAUCAACAACAAUCUAUUGAUUGUGCAGUCGACUAUUUCAAUAAUAACUAUGGUCAAUGUCAAAUCUAUUCGCUUCCAUUUAUUGGCAAUCGUCUUGACUUUAUUUCAAAUCGAUUUCCACUCUUCGAUAUUAAUAACACGUUCUCAAUGGUUACGAUGUUAUUACUUUUUGAUGAUGUCAAACCGUUUGAAAAUCUUUUCUUUGCACGUAUUGCUCGAGCUCUACCUUAUCUUAGAACACUCAAAGUAUUCAAUGAACUUAAACAACAAGAGAAAAUAACAGUGACAACAAAUAAUCUUGAGUUUGCUCAUUUAACUACACUGACUCUAUUCGACAUUCAUAUGGAUUAUGCUGAACAAUUUCUUUAUCGAACUUAUCUUCCUUGUCUAAUCGAACUGGCUAUUGAUAAGGAUAUAUUGUUAGCAAUAAUCGCUCAAGACCAACAACAAGCAAGAGACAAUUGUUCGAAAGUGGAACGUGUAGUAACUUCUGAGAAAUUCGAUGAUUCACUAGAUGCUGUUCGAAACUUUUUUCCGCUAGCUUUCUUUUGA